Messenger RNA from Ceraceosorus guamensis, 2596 nucleotides. RefSeq lists its product as hypothetical. Lineage: Eukaryota; Fungi; Basidiomycota; Exobasidiomycetes; Ceraceosorales; Ceraceosoraceae. The transcript is spliced from 7 exons. The coding region runs from base 1 to 2478 and encodes 825 amino acids. The record is from RefSeq and is a predicted model, not a curated record.
AUGGUGCUCAUCAACCAGCCUCUCCUCAUUGCCGGCUCCGUCGCUCUGGCUACUCUUACCGGCGUCGUCGAAGCAGCACCAGCUGGCUCCGCUCCUCAAGCUCGCGCUCCCCAAGCCUCUCCAUUCGCCUCUCGCAACGCUCGCAUGGAGCGCGUCGUCCUCCGCUCCACCUCGCCUCCUUUGCCAGAGAAGGUCAAGUCUCGAGACUCUCAAGUUGAGAAGAGACAGGCCACUAAACCCAGGCUGUUCAUCAGAGCGAAUGGCAGGGUUGAGAAGCGAGCUUCCGCCGGAAGCAAGAGAAGUCCAGGUCAUGAGCACACUCACAUUCACGAGCACAUCCACGAGCACGGACACGGUCACCACCACGGCCAUCGCCACGACCGAGAUGCUGAUGAAAAGGCUCACCACUCCAAGCACUGGGCGAUCCACCAUGGACUGGCGCGACGUGAAGCGGAAGAUGACCUCUUUGCUCGCAAUGGUCCUCUUCUUCAAGUAGGCGGCUACCAACAUGGUCAAAUGCACGAGCACGACGGCGAUCUCAUUCGUGUCCUCAUAGGUCGGGAUGGUGAAGUGGCACUUCCAUCGAGCUCUGCCAAUGGCCUGCAAGCUCGUCACUCGGAGCACUACUAUGAUCACCACGGGUACGACCACGAUCAUGGUCACUACCACGGUCACAGUCACGAUCAUGAGCACAUCCAUGAGCACGUUCACGAGCACAAACGCCGUGAUCACGAUCACGAUCACGAUCACGAGCAUUUUCACGGUCACGAGCACUCUCACGGUCACAGCCACGUUCAUGAGCACAUCCACGAGCACAAGAGAAGCGCUAGCAACGACAAGGCGAAGAGGCCCACGAAAGCUGGAUUCUCACCUGACCGCGACCUUCUCUCCGUCAAGGGCACUCUCAAGCCCCUCGGCAAGGUGAACCUCCAGGCUCGUUCGCCCUCGAGUCGCACCAACCGACCGUUCCGUUACCAUCCUCGUGCUCUUGAAGAGGAUGUCGCUGAGCGUGGCCUGGUCGGCGACCUCGUCAAGCCUCUGCUUGCUCCGCUCAACGCGAUCCCUGGCUUUGUCACCAUCUCUGAUCUUUUGUUUGGCAACGAUGGCGUCUUGAAGAAGCUUGGGGGCCUCGUCCUCCACGCCGAGCCCGCUGCUGCCAAUGGCGCUCAACGCAUGGUCCAGGACGGCAAAGCAAAUUCUCUGUACAACUAUAGCCUGAUGGCAUCCAAGAAUGAAAGGACGCAAGUUUGGUUGAUGGCUGCCGACGUCAACUCAACUGCAUCCACUCCUGCUGCCAACGCUACCGUCUCUGCUCGAGAUGCGCCCGGUUCUCAACCCGCCACGAAGCCAAGCGGAUUCGAGAACGACACCACUGUCGUUCGCGUUGCGCUGCCUAUCGUCGAUGAUCAAGGCGAGCCCGUUCUGUACUGUGCUACCUUCGCCAAGAAGCCUCCAUCUUCUCUCGAGCUCACUCCUUGUGGAGAAGAUCCUUCGGAGAAGAAUCCGGCCGCCAGCCAGAGCGACUCUAGCCAACGCUUUUCCUACACAGCUUCAACCGGCGCGCUGACGCCCAUCUACGCCGCAACGCCCAACAACUUCACCGAAUCGAUGUCGACGUCCGCUGCGCCGCUCAGCACCUCUUCGAGCAGCACGCAAUCGGCAUCCAUCGUGAGCAGCAGCAUAUCGGUCGCCUCGUCCAGCGCAGCACCUGCGCCCACCGCAUCUGCCGCAAAAAGGUCGCCCUCAUCCUUUUUCCGCAUCCUCGCUGCUGAACGUGACAACGACGAAGCACCGAUCGCCACUAGCACCGCCAAUGCAUCAGCUCCCGCAACUCCAGCUGCUAGCGCUCCGGACUCGAGCUCUGUCCCCCCCGCGAUGCCCACGUCCAAGACUGCACCCACCAACGGAACCAAGCCCAGCAAUGGACCCGCAAAGGUCAGCCUGACCUUCGUGCCCGCUGGUGCAGAGGCGAAGAAGCUUGCUGCAAAGCCCAACAACAAGAGCCCAGUUGCUCAGGAUGGAUCUGCCGAUGUCACGGACGCGGACGAUGCCGAUGAUCUGCCUGAGGGUGUGACCGAUGCCCAGCAAGACGACCUCCCUGCUGCAUCGACUCCUACCGACACCGAUGCGGACAGCGUGGCUGACGCUGCUACUGGCAACGACCGCGCUGCCAGCAUGGGCGAAUCUCCCAACAGCGACAUUGACAACGAUGUCGAAGGGAACGCUGACGCCGUAGACAGUGCGACUGCACAGUCUGACCCUGCCUCUGUCGUCGACGGAGAGGAUGCUACCAGCUCCGAGGCUGCUAGUGCCGUAGGUGACGACGUCGCCGCUUCGACUAGCGAUGCUACGCAACGUCUUGUUCUUGCCACACCUUCCGACGACGAUGACACGCCUUCAUCCAGCUCAUCAGCAAAGGGCACCAAAAACACUUGCCCUUGCUUCGCUGAACGUCGCAGGGAAUCCAUGCUCCGUUGAGCAGAAGAGCCUGUUUGAUCCACCAUGUACUUUACGAGCUGGUCGACCGGCCCUGAGCAAGAGUUGAGCUGGACUCGACAUGUCCUGCAUCACUGCGCAAUACAUUGAUAUCUCCUCA